AUGGACCCAGACCAGGACCUGUACCAGGACCCAGACAGAACCAACAGACCAGUCCCUCUUCCUCGAAUCCGGUCUAACCCAGGACCAGAGUCUGAACCUAAACUUGGACUUGGACCAAAGCUGGACUCAGACGGUCUGAAGGACUCGAGGGAGGAGCUGCGAGGACCAAAACUGUUCCACAAAUGGAGGAGUUUAGAGAAAACACCCAACCCUGAACCAGGACCAGGACCAGGACCAGGAUCCAGACCAAAGGCCAAACCCUGGACCAGACCAGGACUCGGAGCCAAGAGCAGCAGGUCCACAGAGGAGACACGAACCGACCCAGAACCUGGCCCCCGCCUGGCCCCGCCCCCUCGACCCAGACCCAAACCAGGACCAGGACCAGGACCAGGUCUGGGAUCAGAACCAGGACCAGAGCCACAGUCCCUAAAGAGCGACGGCUCCAUUUACAGAAACCUGGACUUCACGAGGUGA
This is a messenger RNA of Boleophthalmus pectinirostris (great blue-spotted mudskipper), 474 nucleotides long. Its product is annotated as translation initiation factor IF-2-like. The transcript is spliced from 4 exons. The record is from RefSeq and is a predicted model, not a curated record. Bases 1 to 474 code for a protein of 157 amino acids. NCBI's taxonomy places the organism in Eukaryota, Metazoa, Chordata, Actinopteri, Gobiiformes, Gobiidae.